UCUAAUUAAAAAAUAUUUUUUUUCCAAUAAAUAACAAACCUCUCUGACAACGUGACAAUUAAAAUAAUAAAUAAUAUAAACAUUUAAUCAGUGAAAAUGUCAAACUUUAAUACCACUGAUAUAAUUGAAGAUGAUGCAGCUGAUUUAAAAUUUCCAAAAGACAAUUCAUCAUGUGAUUCCUUUAGUGAUCAAGACAUUGAUAAAGAUAAUAAUAUAACAAUUGUUAAUCAUGAAAUAUUUACUCCAGACCCGGUCUGUUGUUCAUGUAAAAUAAUUCUCAUUGAGCCUUUUAUAAAAUGUGCAAUUUGUGAUAAUAUAAAUAUUUGUUGUUUAUGUUUUUCAAAUGGUUUUGAAAAUAAUAAACAUAAAAAUAAUCAUGAUUAUACUAUUGUCAGAUAUAAUUUUCCAAUUAUAAAUAAUGAUGAUGAUGAUGAUAAUUGGACAGCUAAUGAAGAAUUAUUAUUAUUAAAUGUACUUCAAGAAUGUGGUUUUGGUAAUUGGAAAGAUAUUGAAAGACGAAUACAAAAUAAAACAGCUGAACAAUGUCAAAGACAUUAUAUGAAAUAUUAUGUUGAUAAUCAAUAUUUAAAAGGUUUACCAGUUAUGAGAGAAUCAGAAUCAACAAUAUUUGGUUCAAAACCAAUUCCAUAUUUUUUUAAAUUACAAGAUCUCGAUGAUCCACCAAGAUUCCAAUCAAAUUCAAUAAAUAGUCGUCAUUUUGCUGGUUAUAAUUCAGCAAGAUCUGAUUUUGAAACAAAUUUUGAUAAUCAUGCAGAGUUAUUAAUAUCAGAAUUAAAAUAUAAUGAAUUUAAUAAUAAUAAUGAUGAUGAUAAUGAUAUUAAUAAUGAAAAUGAUGAUAAUUAUAAAUUAUUUCAAUGUUUACAAGCAAAUAUUGUUGAUGCAUAUAAUAAUAGAUUAAAAGAACGUCAAAGAAGAAAAAAAAUAAUUCGUAAACAUGGUUUAAUUGCAGUAAGACGUACAUAUUCAUGGUUACGUCGUUAUGAUUCAACAAUAACAUCACCAAUUGUUGAACGUCUUGUGUCAUUUAUGCAACUUGUUGAUGGUAUUGAAUUUGAUUACAUUAUGGAGGGUUUACAUCGUGCUGGUGAAUUGCGUAAUUAUUUAACAAAGUUAUUUGAAUUUAGAUCAAAUGGUUUACGACACAAACAGAGUGUUAAAAUGUUUAAUAAAUUAAGUAAAAUUAAAAUUGAAAAAGAUAAAGAAAGAAGAAUUUAUUUGAAUCAAUCAAGCUUUACAAUUAAACAUAUUGAUACAACAAAUAAUGGUGAUGGUAAUGGUAAUAGAAAUACUGAAAUUGUUAGUCAUAAUUGUUUUACCCAAAGAAGACCACCACCACCAUUGGAAAUACGUAGACAUAUUGGUUAUGAUAAAUUAACAUCACCUGAAAAAGAUUUAUGUUCAAAUGCCAGGAUAUUGCCUGAAGACUUUUUGUAUUAUAAAAAUAUGUUAAUCAUUGAAAAUAAAAAACUUGGAUCAUUAAAAUUAUCACAAGCACGACCAUUGUUGAGAAUUGAUGUUAAUAAAACAAGAAAAAUUUAUGAUUUUUUUGUUCAAGAAGGACAUAUUAAUCAGCCAAAUAAUUAA
Messenger RNA from Aphidius gifuensis, 1605 nucleotides. It is a transcript of the gene Ada2a, whose product is annotated as DNA-directed RNA polymerase II subunit Rpb4-like. Gene Ontology annotation, cellular component: RNA polymerase II, core complex; nucleus; P-body. Bases 97 to 1605 code for a protein of 502 amino acids. Gene Ontology annotation, molecular function: zinc ion binding; chromatin binding; nucleotide binding. Lineage: Eukaryota; Metazoa; Arthropoda; Insecta; Hymenoptera; Braconidae. Gene Ontology annotation, biological process: positive regulation of translational initiation; nuclear-transcribed mRNA catabolic process, deadenylation-dependent decay; regulation of transcription by RNA polymerase II. The transcript is spliced from 2 exons. The record is from RefSeq and is a predicted model, not a curated record.